AUGUCUCAGCGCAACUACUUGAUUCAGGAGCUGAUCACGUGGAAGGACUACGUGAUCCAGAUCGUGGUUUGCAUCAACAAGGGCGGUGGAGCAUCCACAGGCAGUGGUUUCAGUGUUAGUGGUACUGCAGGUGGUGUUGGAGGAACAUCUCCUGGAGGUGGCAGUAAGAUCGCCGUCGAACCGACUGACGGGGAUAUCGAGCAACCGGUCAAGACGGAGAUGAAGGUGUUGACGGUGCCACCGAAUCUGCUAGAUCCGUUGGCCGAACAGAGUGUCGUUUUGGCGGGAUUACACAAGCAUACAGACAUGGCACGCAUCAUCUGGGACGUGCCAGUUGAACCUAAUGGAGCCAUACUGGCGUACCGCGUCACGUACCUGUUGAACGGCUCGCAGGCACUUAACUUCACGCAGGAGUUCCCACCAUGCGAUCGCACAUUCCGAGCUACACAGUUGCUCGCUGAGCGUUACUAUCUCUUCAGUGUGCAAUCGGAGCAGAUUACCUUCAGCUGGACACCAGGACGGGAUGGGUUCGCACCGUUACGCUAUUAUACGGUUCAGUGUCGCGAGAAUGAGGGCUCUUGGGCGCUUAUCCCGGAGCGUGUGGAUCCUGCGGUCACGGCAUAUACCGCAAGUGGCUUGAAACCGCAUACGCACUAUCAGUUCCGGAUACAGGCUACGAACGAUCUGGGGCCUUCUAGCUCUCACAAGGGUGAAAUUGACUUAUCACACCGAGGUUCACCGUCCGAUCUGAGCAACGUCGUGAAGCAGCCAUAGGAAGCAUUAUCUGGCCCACCAAGGGGGUUCGUCGGUUCAGCUCGAUCGUCCACCGAAAUCAUUAUCCAGUGGAAACCAUCGCUCGAGGAGCUCCGAAAUGGGCAGAUUCGUUGCCGGUUGUUCGGAUACAAUGCGAGUCCCUGUAAUUAUCGUUAUAUCACAAACGAAGCUCAGCGCAACUACUUGAUUCAGGAGCUGAUCACGUGGAAGGACUACGUGAUCCAGAUCGUGGUUUGCAUCAACAAGGGCGGUGGAGCAUCCACAGGCAGUGGUUUCAGUGUUAGUGGUACUGCUGGUGGUGUUGGAGGAACAUCUCCUGGAGGUGGCAGUAAGAUCGCCGUCGAAAUGACUGACGGGGAUAUCGAGCAACCGGUCAAGACGGAGAUGAAGGUGUUGACGGUGCCACCGAAUCUACUAGAUCCGUUCGCCGAACAGAGUGUCGUUUUGGCGGGAUUACACAAGCAUACAGACAUGGCACGCAUCAUCUGGGACGUGCCAGAUGAACCUAAUGGAGCCAUACUGGCGUACCGCGUCACGUACCUGUUGAACGGCUCUGUGACGGCUCAGACGCGGCUAGGUUGGGGCAAGACCUCAGUGGCACUGGUGUACACCACCAACAACAGGCAGAUCCCACAGGCGCCUUCAGCACCGCAGAUCUCACGCUCGCAGGUGCAAUCGGAGCAGAUUACCUUCAGCUGGACACCAGGACGGGAUGGGUUCGCACCGUUACGCUAUUAUACGGUUCAGUGCCGCGAGAAUGAGGGCUCUUGGGCGCUUAUCCCGGAGCGUGUGGAUCCUGCGGUCACGGCAUAUACCGCAAGUGGCUUGAAACCGCAUACGCACUAUCAGUUCCGGAUACAGGCUACGAACGAUCUGGGGCCUUCUAGCUCUCACAAGGGUGAAAUUGACUUAUCACACAUUUCGGACAUCAACAUAAGUGACAUGAGUGAUAGCGAAAACGAUGCUAACCAACAGCAAUUGUUAGAAUUUGCACGGCUCGAUGCUCCUCAGCGCAACUACUUGAUUCAGGAGCUGAUCACGUGGAAGGACUACGUGAUCCAGAUCGUGGUUUGCAUCAACAAGGGCGGUGGAGCAUCCACAGGCAGUGGUUUCAGUGUUAGUGGUACUGCAGGUGGUGUUGGAGGAACAUCUCCUGGAGGUGGCAGUAAGAUCGCCGUCGAACCGACUGACGGGGAUAUCGAGCAACCGGUCAAGACGGAGAUGAAGGUGUUGACGGUGCCACCGAAUCUGCUAGAUCCAGUACAUGAGGCGGUACCUUCAAUGGACCCGGUUGUGGUUGAAACCAACGCGACUUUGUCGACGACGAUCGUGGUCCGGUGCACUGAGGUGCCAAAGGUACAUCAGAAUGGUAACUACACCUUCACCGCGACGUUGACUGAGUUGAAAAAGUACGUGCAGUACGACAUCCAGGUGUUGGCGUACACGCGCCUUGGUGAUGGCGCUCUCAGUACACCGCCCGUGCGCAUUCAGACGUUUGAGGACACACCGGGUGCACCGUCGAAUGUGUCCUUCCCGGAUGUGUCCUUCAGCAUGGCACGCAUCAUCUGGGACGUGCCAGAUGAACCUAAUGGAGCCAUACUGGCGUACCGCGUCACGUACCUGUUGAACGGCUCGCAGGCACUUAACUUCACGCAGGAGUUCCCACCAUCCGAUCGCACAUUCCGAGCUACACAGUUGCUCGCUGAGCGUUACUAUCUCUUCAGUGUGACGGCUCAGACGCGGCUAGGUUGGGGCAAGACCGCAGUGGCACUGGUGUACACCACCAACAACAGGCAGAUCCCACAGGCGCCUUCAGCACCGCAGAUCUCACGCUCGCAGGUGCAAUCGGAGCAGAUUACCUUCAGCUGGACACCAGGACGGGAUGGGUUCGCACCGUUACGCUAUUAUACGGUUCAGUGCCGCGAGAAUGAGGGCUCUUGGGCGCUUAUCCCGGAGCGUGUGGAUCCUGCGGUCACGGCAUAUACCGCAAGUGGUUUGAAACCGCAUACGCACUAUCAGUUCCGGAUACAGGCUACGAACGAUCUGGGGCCUUCUAGCUCUCACAAGGGUGAAAUUGACUUAUCACACAUUUCGGACAUCAACAUAAGUGACAUGAGUGAUAGCGAAAACGAUGCUAACCAACAGCAAUUGUUAGAAUUUGCACGGCUCGAUGCUCCAUUAUCUGGCCCACCAAGGGGGUUCGUCGGUUCAGCUCGAUCGUCCACCGAAAUCAUUAUUCAGUGGAAACCAUCGCUCGAGGAGCUCCGAAAUGGGCAGAUUCUUGUUGCCGCUCAGCGCAACUACUUGAUUCAGGAGCUGAUCACGUGGAAGGACUACGUGAUCCAGAUCGUGGUUUACAACAACAUUGGCAGUGGAGCAUCCACAGGCAGUGGUCUCAGUGUUAGUGGUACUGCUGGUGGUGUUGGAGGAACAUCUCCUGGAGGUGGCAGUAAGAUCGCCGUCGAAAUGACUGACGGGGAUAUCGAGCAACCGGUCAAGACGGAGAUGAAGGUGUUGACGGUGCCACCGAAUCUACUAGAUCCGUUCGCCGAACAGAGUGUCGUUUUGGCGGGAUUACACAAGCAUACAGACAUGGCACGCAUCAUCUGGGACGUGCCAGAUGAACCUAAUGGAGCCAUACUGGCGUACCGCGUCACGUACCUGUUGAACGGCUCGCAGGCACUUAACUUCACGCAGGAGUUCCCACCAUGCGAUCGCACAUUCCGAGCUACACAGUUGCUCGCUGAGCGUUACUAUCUCUUCAGUGUGACGGCUCAGACGCGGCUAGGUUGGGGCAAGACCGCAGUGGCACUGGUGUACACCACCAACAACAGGCAGAUCCCACAGGCGCCUUCAGCACCGCAGAUCUCACGCUCGCAGGUGCAAUCGGAGCAGAUUACCUUCAGCUGGACACCAGGACGGGAUGGGUUCGCACCGUUACGCUAUUAUACGGUUCAGUGCCGCGAGAAUGAGGGCUCUUGGGCGCUUAUCCCGGAGCGUGUGGAUCCUGCGGUCACGGCAUAUACCGCAAGUGGCUUGAAACCGCAUACGCACUAUCAGUUCCGGAUACAGGCUACGAACGAUCUGGGGCCUUCUAGCUCUCACAAGGGUGAAAUUGACUUAUCACACAUUUCGGACAUCAACAUGAGUCAUAGCCAAAACUAUGCUUACCCACAGCAAUUGUUAGAAUUUGCACGGCUCGAUGCUCCAUUAUCUGGCCCACCAAGGGGGUUCGUCGGUUCAGCUCGAUCGUCCACCGAAAUCAUUAUCCAGUGGAAACCAUCGCUCGAGGAGCUCCGAAAUGGGCAGAUUCUUGUUGCCGCUCAGCGCAACUACUUGAUUCAGGAGCUGAUCACGUGGAAGGACUACGUGAUCCAGAUCGUGGUUUACAACAACAUGGGCGGUGGAGCAUCCACAGGCAGUGGUCUCAGUGUUAGUGGUACUGCUGGUGGUGUUGGAGGAACAUCUCCUGGAGGUGGCAGUAAGAUCGCCGUCGAACCGACUGACGGGGAUAUCGAGCAACCGGUCAAGACGGAGAUGAAGGUGUUGACGGUGCCACCGAAUCUGCUAGAUCCAGUACAUGAGGCGGUACCUUCAAUGGGCCCGGUUGUGGUUGAAACCAACGCGACUUUGUCGACGACGAUCGUGGUCCGGUGGACUGAGGUACAAAAGAUACAUCAGAAUGGCAACUACACCUUCACCGCGACGUUGACUGAGCUGAAAAAGUACGUGCAGUACGACAUCCAGGUGUUGGCGUACACGCGCCUUGGUAAUGGCGCUCUCAGUACACCGCCCGUGCGCAUUUAG
Messenger RNA from Anopheles nili, 4581 nucleotides. RefSeq names its product protein sidekick-like. Gene Ontology annotation, molecular function: protein binding. The record is from RefSeq and is a predicted model, not a curated record. NCBI's taxonomy places the organism in Eukaryota, Metazoa, Arthropoda, Insecta, Diptera, Culicidae.